Molecule: messenger RNA, 249 nt
Organism: Clonostachys rhizophaga
Lineage: Eukaryota; Fungi; Ascomycota; Sordariomycetes; Hypocreales; Bionectriaceae
Source: the annotation of a GenBank genome assembly
AUGGGCAGCGUAGAAUUCGGAAACCAAAAGAGUUCUGCCAACCAGCACAUAGAGGAUCAGAUACAAGGAGCCAAAGGCCAAUCUCCUAGCCAAGAUGAGAAGCGGGAUCCCAGGACACCUGUGGGCGUUCUUGCAAACCAGAGCUCUGUAGACGAGCUGUGCACGGGAACAAUUAUCAGGUGGAAAGAAGGCGACCCCGAGAAUCCUUACAACUUCUCAAUAUACCAUGGGCAGCUCGCUUCUGAGUAA